Molecule: messenger RNA, 1194 nt
Organism: Diversispora eburnea
Lineage: Eukaryota; Fungi; Glomeromycota; Glomeromycetes; Diversisporales; Diversisporaceae
Source: the annotation of a GenBank genome assembly
AUGACACUUUUAUUUCAAAUUCGAUUAGAACAAGAUAGUUUAAUUUUGAGAGGGUCACCUACGGAAUCUGUGGGUUGUGUUCUACGCGGACAACUCGUGUUAGUAAUUACAGAAACUAUCAAAUCCAAAGAAAUUAAAUUGACAUUUCUGGGAAAGUCAAAAACUGCGUGGGAUAGUGGUAAUGUUAGAGAAACCAGCGAAAAGAGAAUAUUGUAUAAACAUGAUUGGGUUUUCCUUGCUGCGCAAGAGAAAUAUCAUAUUCUUCAACCGGGCAAUUAUAGCUGGAAUUUUGAAUUAGCCCUUCCCGGAACAUUAAUAGAAACGAUUGAACAAUGUAAUAGAAGUUACGUUCGUUAUAACCUUAAAGCUACCUUAAAAAGACCAAUUUUCGCACAAAAUCUUCGUACUAAACGUAAAGUCCAAAUCAAUAGAUGUUUGAUGUCUAAUUAUUUUAAUUCACUGCAAAGUGUUGUUCUUCUUAAUUCAUGGAAGAAUAAAAUUGAAUAUGAAUUUUCAAUUGGAAGAGGAUAUUUCUGCCUUGAUGAUAAAAUUCCAGUAGAACUUAUUAUAAAACCUUUAAUAAGCGGAAUAAUUAUUCGUCGAUUUAAUUUGAUUUUCGAAGAGCACAGAACCUAUAACAUAGGACACAAAACCAUGAAAGAAGUAGAAAUAAUCGAUAUAAAGAGAGAUUCGUCAUUAAUUCCUUUUGUUGGUGAAACUUGGAUUAUAAAUGAAGAAAUGUCAAUUCCAAAGUCUCGGUGUUUAGCAGAUUCUGAAAAUAACCAAAUUAGUAUCGAACAUAAAUUAGGAUUUAAUGUUACUGUUACAUUUCAAAUUGAAGAUAAAGAUUUUUAUAAACUUACAGUAAGUUUACCUGUCGUAAUUACUUCAUACCCAAGUCCAGUUGGUACUACUAUUUUUGAUACACUUCCUACCUACAAUAGUUGUUAUUUUGACAGAGAAAUUAACGAAGAUUUGUCAUCUUCAUUACCUUCUGAUAGUAAUAAUAUAAGUUCCAGAGACAAUAAUUUACAUAAUAAUUUAUCAUCCAGUAAUAAUAAUAAUUUAUCAUCCGGUAAUAAUAAUUUAUCAUCCUGUAAUAAUAAUAAUUUACCUUCAUACGAUAGCACAAUAACCUCAAUUUCUUUACCAAUUAAUGAUUCUAUUUUACCACCAGCUUAUGGGACCAUUUAA